AUGGCCGCUGUGCAAGCUCAGAGAUCAUUGCAUCACCAUGGGGACAAGACGUCGUGCUAUAUGCUUCCCAAUGAGUAAGUCUUGCGGUCCGGUAUAGAUCCUCAUACAUGCUGAUCAAGCACAGCGACAUGGAAAGACACCGACUGCACCUCCAGCACCUCGCCUCCGUCGCCCUCCUGGGCGGCGACCACAUCAAAGCACCCCUGCAAGACCCCAAGAAAAUCAUCGACAUCGGCUGCGGCGUCAACGCCGACAUGACGCUCUUCCUCGCCGAGAGAUUCCCCAAUGCCAAAGUCUACGGCGUCGAUCUCUCCCCCAUCCAUCUGGAAAACGUACCCCCGAACGUGGAAUUCAUCCAGGGUAAUGUGCACCACCUCAUCGGCAAGGACGAAAGGCUGCAACCGGGGACCUUUGAUUUCGUCUUCUGGCGGUAUCUCUGCAUGGGCGUUCCGGACUGGGAAGAGCACGUGAGCAAGGUGGCACGAUUGGUCCGCGAAGGGGGCUGGGUGGAGAUGCACGAGCAUUUCAUGCCUGCCUUGUGGAAAGAUGACAGACACGUCACCAAGGACUCGGAGUGGUUCGGCCUGCUCACGAAGCCGAAACCUUGGCCCGAGGGUGAUCCCUUCGCCGUGCAAUACUUCCAGAACCUCUUCCAGGCGCAGGGCUUCAGCGAGAUGGGCGGCCUUCCCGUCUCGGCUCCCUUCGAUCCCCCGGAGAAGUUGCAGGGCCAGGACGGGCAGGCUUGGGCAAGGUAUGUGGCGGAGAAACACUUCAUUCAGUGGGUCUAUCCCAUCAUGGAGCGACUCUUCCCCGGCGAGGAGGGCAAGGCGGACCGGGCGCGGUUGGCGGCGGAGGCGGAGAGGAUUUUUGCCACCGAGGACGGGAAGCACUUUCGCUUUGCUGUGGUUUGGGGGAGGAAGGUGUGA
Molecule: messenger RNA, 926 nt
Organism: Lecanosticta acicola
Lineage: Eukaryota; Fungi; Ascomycota; Dothideomycetes; Mycosphaerellales; Mycosphaerellaceae
Source: the annotation of a GenBank genome assembly